This is a messenger RNA of Mesorhabditis spiculigera, 2064 nucleotides long. NCBI's taxonomy places the organism in Eukaryota, Metazoa, Nematoda, Chromadorea, Rhabditida, Rhabditidae. The record is from the annotation of a GenBank genome assembly.
AUGGAUCAACUUCCUCGAGAUGUCCUCACCCGAAUAUUCUCCAAUUUCACUUACGCCGAUCAAACGGCCACUCUAUCAUUAGUGUGCAAAGUGUUCAGUGAAGUGAUCCGUGCCAUGAAGCCGCAUUUCUUUGAUUCUAUCCCAAGUGAAGUGUUGUUGCGUGUCUUUGACAAUUUUGACCUUCGCGAGAGGGCGUCGCUUGCUAGGGUUGACCGUCGUUUCCGUGAUCUAAUCGUCGAGAAGAGCAGCGGAGUGGCCGAGGUGAACGUGCUCAACAUAUUCGAGGAGCACAUCUGGCUCAACUCGGUGCGCCGCAACUCUUCCCGUCAAAAGGUGAUUACCGUCGAGAAUCCCGAUGAGCUGAUCAAUAUCCUGCGAUACAUCAAGAACGUCAGUGCCGCCAAAGUGUGGUAUGAAUCGUCAGAAUUCGGGCAGCGCGCGAUUGAUCAGCUAGCCGAUUCGAAGAUGAAGAUGAGCUGUGUUGAUGUCUAUCCAUAUGCACCGGAGCAAAUCCUGGAUUAUCUGGACCGGAAAUUGCCAGAAUUGGGCGCGUUGACGAUGAGGCCGCAUGGGCAAAAUGUGUGGAAUGGAGUGCGGAUGACACAGAUGCCGGCUUUCAACGGAUUACGCACGCUUAUUAUGGACAAUUUUGAUAUUGGUGGAGAAACCCAAAUCGAAUUCCCACCGAACGUGACAACAUUCGAAUUCUCGAAUCGAGGCACCCAUCACGACCCUCCACAAUGGGUUACUGUAGCCGAGAAGCUGUAUCAGAUGCCCUUGAUCGAAUUCCUUGGCUUCUCCCAUGCUCGAUUCAACACCAUCGAUGACCUCGCUCGUUUCCUUCGUCUCAUUAGUCGAGAGAAACUUGAGCAUCUUCGAUUUUUGGCGUUGAAAUUCUGCAAAUUCCCGUCGCUUCGCCCGAUCGUUGAUGGGGGAGAGCCAGAGAGGAUGGGAUGGAGGCAGAGAAUGGAGGAGAGAGAACGAGAAAGGGAGAGGGCCGAGAGGGAGCAAGCUGAAGAGAUCGUAGCGGCCGUGUUGAAAGACCACGAAGGUAUCCGUCCCCUUGAAGAACUCGAGGGUAUCUCGCUAAGCCUGCAAUGGUUGAAACUCGAAUUAUGCGAUGGGCGGCUGUCGGAAGUGAUGCACGUCUUCACGAAUGUCUGCUGCACCCUCCAAAUGGCAUUGCUGUCGAUGAUCAACGACCUCGAGGCGUUGCGUGAUUUGAAUACGGUGGCCCCGCUGCUCGAACGGUUGAAUAUUUGGACGCAUCUAUCGUUUCUAACGAAAGCCCCUAUCAACUAUCCAAAGCCCACCUCGUUCUUCAAACGAAUUCUGCCCUCGCCGGCCCUGUUCAGCAUCGUCACAAAGAUUGAGGCCUCGUUCGCUGAUGACCCUGCAUUUUUUGACAACUAUUUGAUGGCAGGAACAUGGCCCCGCGUCCACGAGCUGAAAUUGAUCAACUGCGACGAGGCGAGCAACGAAUUUCUGAUGCAUAUGAACACGCACUCGCUUCUACUGCGCAAAAUGAUCCUGAUACGAUGCCGACGAAUCACCGAGCAGGCAAUGAUCCCUUUCGUUGAGCAACUGCAUUUGAAAAGCCGCGAUAUCAUGGUGACAUGGAAAGCCGACAAAUUGCAUCUACGCCCGACGAGCCUAUAUUUGGCGCUGUGCGCAACGCGUGCUGAAUUGAUGCGGACGAAACGGAUGCGGUUGCGGACAAAGAAAUUCUCGGAGAGUGACGGCAUCGAAGUGUGGAUCCAGGAUAAGGCGACUGGGAGGAAAGUGACCUUCCGGGAUUUUGAUGACAACGACUCGGGGCGAAUUGUGAGCAUCAACGUCCGGACGCCGUUUAGCAUCCGGCGAAUGGAGGAAGAAGCCCUUGAGAAGGAGAAAGAGCGCGAGGCCCGAAUCAAAGAGCUCGAGCGGGAGAUGCCCCCGCAAAAUCCGCCAGAUCCCGUCCCCACCACGUCUACUGUAGCUGAUCCUCCCCCAGCGGCUGAGGCUGAAGUGGACGAGCAACCGGAAGAGGAGGAGAAACGACCCGAGCAGGACAAUAUGGAAGCA